Aspergillus tanneri is the source of this 492-nucleotide messenger RNA. RefSeq names its product WD40 repeat domain-containing protein. Gene Ontology annotation, molecular function: protein binding. The record is from RefSeq and is a predicted model, not a curated record. Bases 1 to 492 code for a protein of 163 amino acids. The transcript has 2 exons. Lineage: Eukaryota; Fungi; Ascomycota; Eurotiomycetes; Eurotiales; Aspergillaceae.
AUGGAAGAGAAUUGGAGUGCAUGUCUACAGACACUGGAGGGCCAUAGCGACUGGGUCGAAUCGGUCGUCUUCUCCCAUGAUGCCAAACUCCUUGCCUCGGCCUCAUUGGAUAAGACUUUCAAGAUCUGGGAUACCAGCAAUGGGAAAUGCCUACGGAUGCUCGAGGGCCAUAGCAAUUGGGUCCAAUCGGUUGUCUUCUCCCAUGAUGCCAAGCUCCUCGCCUCGGCCUCGCUGGACAAUAUUAUUAAGAUCUGGGAUGCCAGCGACGGGAAAUACCUACGGACUCUUGAGGGUCAUAGCGACUCGGUCCAGUCACUUGUCUUCUCCAAUGAUACAAAGCUCCUUGCCUCAGCCUUGUUGGACAGGACUGUCAAGAUCUGGGAUACCAGCAGUGGGCAAUGCCUACAGACGCUCAAGCUUAAAAGACUCGUCUCUAUAGAGGGCCAAUCACGACAGAUCCAGAAGAAUCGCGACUUCAAGGAUAUGGUGUAA